Phycomyces blakesleeanus NRRL 1555(-) is the source of this 2076-nucleotide messenger RNA. RefSeq lists its product as hypothetical. Lineage: Eukaryota; Fungi; Mucoromycota; Mucoromycetes; Mucorales; Phycomycetaceae. Gene Ontology annotation, biological process: protein dephosphorylation. The record is from RefSeq and is a predicted model, not a curated record. Gene Ontology annotation, molecular function: protein tyrosine phosphatase activity. The transcript is spliced from 5 exons. Bases 1 to 2076 code for a protein of 691 amino acids.
AUGAGUGUCGCAUUCGAAUCACCUUCACCCACCCCAUACGGGCACCAAAACCCCCAUUCGUCCAACGAUGCUUAUUUCAGACAACUGAGCACUAAUGUGCAGCGACCAUCUACUCAACCCAUUAAUGGGACCAAUAUUCACCAGGAGUUUUUUAACGCUAUUCAGACACGCCAUACAGGCCAAAGCCCUCUUGUACUAGUAACAAGCGAAAACCGGCCAUCAUCUAGGUCUCCUGUACAAAAGUCACCACCACCAACAUUUCCUAUUGAACCAAUUAAUUGUGAAGAUCUGCAGUCCCUACUUGAAUCAGACACAAAAGAUCAUAUUCUUCUUAUUGACGUUCGCUCUUUCUUACAAUUUUCAUACUCACACAUCCAAUAUUCUAUAAAUAUUGCCGUCCCAAGUACAAUCUUACGACGACCAUCCUUUACAAUCGAAAAAGUCUAUACUGCAAUUGUAUCUAACUCUGAACGUGAACGUCUUCAGCAAUGGAAAACAUACGACCAGAUCAUCAUAUACGAUCAAUCGUCAGAAAUACUCUCCGAUCAAUGUUCCGCACGUUUUCUAGCUUCAAAAUUUGACCUGGCUGGAUACCAUGGCCGUCUUAGCUAUUUAAAAGGCGGAUUUGAGCUUUUUAAAAGGACUUUUCCUUUCAUGUGCGAUUCUGGUACUAGAUCUAAUCUACAGCACAAAGGUGAAUCCGGCAUGUCACUCAAGCUCCCAAGCAAUCACAAACCCAUGUCACUAGGACCACUAACCGUCCCAGCACAAGACGUUUGCAACCCUUUCUUUUCAAAUAUCCGUCAAAAUGAAGAGCUUGGCAUGGGCCCGAUCAAAGAUCGGAUUCCAGUACGCCUUCCUAGUGGCUCCAGUCUAGACAGCAACACCGAUAUAAACCUUCCAAACACACCCCGGUGUAUCAACAUUAGUACAUACAAUCACUCUGGAUAUACUGUAAGAGCACCAGAGUGGCUCAAAGCUAUAUUAUCUUUGGAUGGUCCAAAACACCUGGCCGAAAUGUAUGAGAAACUUGAACGUGCCGAGCAAAAAAGAUUACAGAACAUUGUCAGCUAUCAUUCAAAGCACUCCCACUCCAACCCAUCCGAGUUUCCUCUCAGUAUCGUAGCAGGUAUCGAAAAGGGAGCUCUUAACCGAUACACAAAUAUCUGGCCCUUUGAGUACUCUCGAGUCAAGCUGCAUAGAAAGGGAGAUUCAGGAGACUACGUAAAUGCAAGCUAUAUCCAAUAUGUCUCUCAACCUUCCCAAGAUAUCAAUAUACUUCCAGACGUGAGCGAGGCCUCUUUGCGUACGAUGCGCUUUCCGGAUUCAAAGACAGAUAUUUUCCGACGUUACAUUUCUACGCAGGGUCCACUUCCUACCACAUUUGAAGACUUUUGGAAUGUUGUCUGGGAGCAAAAUUCCCGUGUGUUAGUGAUGCUAACAAAAGAAGAAGAAAUGCACAAGAUCAAAUGCCACCGUUAUUGGCCCACAUCUAUUGGUCAAACAGUGAAUUAUGGCCAGUCGAAUGUUACUCUGUUGUCAAGAACGAUUGAGUCAAUUGACUCGCAGAAUCAGGAAGACUGUAUAAUCAUCUCUCAGCUUGAAAUAUCACAACCUAACCAGGGUAGAAGACGGUUGACACAUUUUCAAUACACAGGCUGGAAUGAUUUUGGUGUCCCUGAUAGUCCAAUUGGUACCCUUCGACUUGUUGGCUUAGCAGACGAGUCUCAGACAUUAUAUGAAGAGCAUGGGGGUGCAGGACCAAUGAUCGUCCAUUGCUCGGCCGGCUGCGGUCGCUCAGGGGCGUUUUGUGCAAUAGACACAGCCAUUCAGAGACUAUCGAAAUCUCUUACCCAAGAUGUCUUAUUUGAAACUAUUGCACGGUUUAGAGAGCAGCGUGUUAGCAUGGUACAAACCAUGCGGCAGUUUGUAUUUUGUUAUGAAGCUAUUUGUUGGUGGUUACUAGGCUAUGGUGAGUUGCCAGUAAGUGACCGAGAUUUGUCUUCCGAAGAAGAGAGUGAUCAUGAAGAAUUGAUGUGUGUGGAUAAUAAAAGACAUUUUCAAGAUGGCCAUUAA